UAAAUUAAAGUAAUAAUACACAAACAAAUUCUUUCUUUCAUUGCAAAACAAAAAUAUUUGCUUUGCUAAGCGCGUUCUUUCAUCGGAAACCAACAACAACAACUGCAUGCACAACUACUGACUUUUCUACGACUUUUCUGUGAAGUUCAAGUGAUUUGCCUUUAGCUUUGUUAACAAAGUCAAUUAAGUGCCUAAAAUGUUAAAUGACCUACAAUUAUUUUUAGAAAAAGUUGUCAGUGAUGAAUGUGAGUUCUAAGGACGAAAUGCGAGUAAAUAAAGAAUAACCACGCAACAACAAAAUAAACAAGCACGUGAGUACUGUGGACUUUUUAAAUUUAUAAGGAAAAUUGUAAUUAUUUACACAAGAGGAAAGCACAACGAAAAGCAAACAAAACGAACACAACAACAACACGCCAGCACAACUACAACAACGACGACGAGGACGAGGACGUGGAAGUAGAAGUGGACGUAAGCGAGGGCGAGGAAGACAGCUGAAGUAACAAAACAGCAUUAAAAUGGGCUGCGUUUGUGAAAUUUUUGGACUUGCCUGCAUUGUGGCGCUAAUCAUGAGCUUCUCUUCUAGAGCACCAUACCAGCUAAAAAUGGCUGCAUUCCUUAUUGGAUCCGGUGUAAUUGUACUUAUUUGCAUACCUUUCAUGUUCGUGAGACCGCGAGAUUAUCGCAAUGCACUUGUUCCCGCUUGGUGCUGCAGACAGCUUUGUCGUGCCUUAGGUGUCACAAUGGAGGUGCGUGGUCUGGAAAAUGUACGCAAAGAAAAUGGCAGCGUAGUACUUAUGAACCACCAAAGCGCAUUGGAUCUCUGUGUGUUAGCUUACUUGUGGCCUGUUAUUGGACGAGCUACUGUUGUUUCCAAAAAGGAAAUUUUAUAUAUACCUUUCUUUGGUUUUGGUGCUUGGCUAUGGGGUACACUGUUCAUAAAUCGUUCACGUAAAUCUGAUUCUAUUGUGACGCUGCAAAAGGAAUCAAAAGCUAUUAAUGAACGAAACUGCAAGCUUUUACUAUUUCCAGAAGGCACACGUAAUUCCAAAGAAACACUUUUGCCUUUUAAAAAAGGAUCCUUUCAUAUUGCACUACAAAGUCAAUGCCCUAUUCAACCGGUAGUUAUAUCAAAAUAUUGGUUUUUAAAUAGCGAGAAGAAAAUGUUUAGACCUGGACACGCUAUUAUUCAUAUCAUGCCUGAAAUAUUUACAAAAGGUUCCAAUACAGAUGAUCUCGACAGUCUCAUCGAACAAUCCAGAAGUGUUAUGCAGGCCGAGUAUUCAAAACUCAGCCAGGAAGCGAAGGUUCUAAAUUUCAAAAAGCAAUUUUAGUUCAAAAAAUUAAACUCAGGUCUUAGCCUAGAUAUUAUAAUUCCUAUAAUAUUAAAAACAAACAACAGCAAUGACAUAUUAUAACAAAAAUUAAAUAAUAUUAACUAUACAGAUUUUAUUUAAUUAUUUAAAUAAAGCAAUUUUUGUAAUUAUACCUCUUAACGAUAAAAACUUAGGACAACUAAAUUU
This is a messenger RNA of Teleopsis dalmanni, 1520 nucleotides long. RefSeq names its product putative 1-acyl-sn-glycerol-3-phosphate acyltransferase acl-2 (gene Agpat2). Gene Ontology annotation, molecular function: 1-acylglycerol-3-phosphate O-acyltransferase activity. NCBI's taxonomy places the organism in Eukaryota, Metazoa, Arthropoda, Insecta, Diptera, Diopsidae. Gene Ontology annotation, cellular component: endoplasmic reticulum; membrane. Bases 516 to 1331 code for a protein of 271 amino acids. The record is from RefSeq and is a predicted model, not a curated record. The transcript is spliced from 5 exons. Gene Ontology annotation, biological process: phosphatidic acid biosynthetic process.